Exophiala aquamarina CBS 119918 is the source of this 843-nucleotide messenger RNA. RefSeq names its product ubiquitin-conjugating enzyme E2 S. Gene Ontology annotation, molecular function: ubiquitin conjugating enzyme activity. The transcript has a single exon. The record is from RefSeq and is a predicted model, not a curated record. NCBI's taxonomy places the organism in Eukaryota, Fungi, Ascomycota, Eurotiomycetes, Chaetothyriales, Herpotrichiellaceae. Gene Ontology annotation, cellular component: nucleus. The coding region runs from base 1 to 843 and encodes 280 amino acids. Gene Ontology annotation, biological process: ubiquitin-dependent protein catabolic process; protein polyubiquitination.
AUGCCAGCGGACUACCCGAAGAAUCCCCCCAAGGCAACUUUUAGAACAAGGAUCUACCAUCCAAAUGUUGAAGAGUCGACUGGAGCCGUUUGUUUGGAGACAUUGAAAAGAGACUGGGAUCCAAAGUUGACAUUGAAGGAUAUCCUUAUCACAAUAUCGUGUUUACUCAUUCAACCCAACCCAGACUCGGCAUUGAAUGCCACGGCCGGCGCCUUGAUACAAGAAGAUUAUGAGGCGUUCUCGACGCAAGCCAAGUUAAUGACCAGAAUCCACGCCCCAAUUCCCUUGGCCCUUGUCAACGCCGUUCAAGAUGCAAAGAAGCGCGGAGAAGAACCACCCUCAGUACAGGAGAGGCCACUGAGCGUACCUGCUCCCUCCUCUGGUCGAGAUUCGGAAUGCGAACACCCGAAGGAGAACGCUCUAGGUAGCACGAUCGUUCGAGGUCAACGGGACAAUGCAAAGGUGAAGCGGCCACUUAUGGAACUAUACACUUCUGAAGGCCCAGAGGAGGAGGUCCAUGUCACUGGAAAUGAUGAUACCUCCAAGGACACGACGAUUCGCAAAGGACCGGAACCACUGGCUGAAGGGCCACUCAGAAAGUCCCCCAAGCUUAUACGCCCGGAAGCGGGUGGUCUAGCGAUCUCGAAAGGAUCUCCGCUGAUGGGACAACAACCAGAGCCGUGCUCCUUACCCGUUGAGAACGAUAAAGAAAACCUGAUGGCUUCUAAGCAUAGGGCCCCCGAGACGGGAUUGAGCCAGGCUUCAAGACCCCAGGUUCUACGCAAAGUCUCGAAUGUGGGUUCCAGAACGCCGCAGCCACGUGUUGGUAUCCGACGGCUAUGA